This is a messenger RNA of Phycodurus eques (leafy seadragon), 870 nucleotides long. RefSeq names its product small integral membrane protein 10-like protein 2A. The transcript is spliced from 2 exons. The record is from RefSeq and is a predicted model, not a curated record. The coding region runs from base 490 to 690 and encodes 66 amino acids. Lineage: Eukaryota; Metazoa; Chordata; Actinopteri; Syngnathiformes; Syngnathidae.
GUUUUAAUCCUCUUUUAGAGGAAACAUCCAAGCGUUCUGUUGAUGCAUUGAUUCAAAAUGGAAUAAAAUUCACCAUAGUCAUAUUACUUUGAGAAAGUAAUUGAAAUAGUUCCACUACUAUUACAUUUUCAACGGGGUAACUUGUCAUUGUAACCAACUACAUUUCCAAAGUCAUCUUCCCAACACCGGUUGGGGAUAAUGGCUUCUUUUCGCCUGACAGUCCGAACUCGGGGUUACGCUUGACAAACGCGCUGACUUCCGUGUGUCACACCGUUUUGGGUCCCCCCGAAUGACAACACCACCAUCGACAGCCGCCGCGGUGGAGCGGGUGGAGCGCAGCUGCCAGCUGCCAGCACAGCGAGUCAAACAAAGCCGCUGUCAACACUUCCGCUCGGUUGUCAUUGGGCGGCGGAAGAAUGAAGAGUCGUUCCCGAGGCGCCGCUUCUGUCCGCGCUCAGCCCGCCGAGUGAGCCCGCGGGCCGGGCAUCUAUGACGGGGCUGUCUCACUUGGUGCUCCGCUUCUCGGGCACCGCGGGGCGCACCUACGGAGUCUUCUCCAAAGGCCUGACCAGGACUUUGUUGAUAUUCUUCGGUCUGGCCUGGCGACUGCGAAUCAGGUUCCCGUACAUCUACCUCGUCGCCUCCAUGAUGUUUAACGUCAGGCUCCAGGUCCACAUUGAGAUCCACUGACGCCGGCGGCCAUGACUCGUGCGCGACCGAGCGCCGCGCCUCCGGACGAGGACGACGACGAGGACGCGGCGUUUCCGGGGCCGUUCGGGGGAGAACGGUCGCGAUGGCGGCGGGCCCGGAGAUGAUGACGCGCGAGAGGGGCCCGCGGGCCCCGCGGGCCCCGCUUGAGCUUCCGGAGCU